This is a messenger RNA of Striga hermonthica, 1491 nucleotides long. NCBI's taxonomy places the organism in Eukaryota, Viridiplantae, Streptophyta, Magnoliopsida, Lamiales, Orobanchaceae. The record is from the annotation of a GenBank genome assembly.
AUGCCGAGUGCAUCCCAAACUGAAGAAAUUGAUGCAGAUGAUGCAUAUAUGUAUGAUCGGGUAGAAGACAUGAUUAAUGAUGUCGGAGCAGAGGCAUUUGAACAAGCACAUGUAAAUAUGGUUUGUGAGUCCUUGUCUGUUGAUGCAGAAAAGCCUCUCUACGGUGGUUGCAAGAACUUCUCUCGUUUGACUGCAAUUUUAAAACUAAUCAACCUGAAGGCAGCUAAUGGGUGGAGUGAUAAGAGUUUUACAGAGUUGUUGUGCUUGCUUAAUGAAAUGCUUCCCGAGGAUAAUGAGUUACCGAAAUCAAAUUAUGAUGCAAAGAAGGUUUUGUGCCCGUUAGGCUUGGGUUAUAGGAAGCUUCAUGCUUGUCCUAAUGAUUGCAUUUUGUACAGAAACGAGUACGCAAGUCUUCAGGAGUGUCCGGAAUGUGGAGUUUCACGAUUCAAAAAUGAAGUUGAUGCAAAUUCAAGUACACGUGUUCAACAUAAGAGACCACCGGCAAAGGGUUAUGUGAAGAACCCUCAUCGACCGGAGGCGUCUAUUGUUGAAAGAUAUAUUGCAGAAGAAGCGGUUGAAUUUUGUACUGAGUAUCUAUCACGGGCUAAAUCUGUUGGUCUUCCAAAGUCUCGUCAUGUGGGUAGAUCUCCUGGAAAAGGGAGACUUGGGGGACGAAUGAAGAGUGUUGAUCGUGAAGAGUUGUUACAGGCACAUCUGUAUAUACUAACCAAUACUCCUGAAGUUCAACCUUAUUUGGAUAUGCAUAGGAGACUCAUAAAGGAGAAAAAUCCUCGAAAAACAGAACGAUGGUUAGUGAACGAGCAUAACAAGACCUUCAUAUCGUGGUUUAAGAAUGAAGUUGCUAAUUGCCCUUCCACUUCAAAUACAGUCUCCUGGUUAGCCGCAGGGCCUAAUUUUGAUAUCAUAUCUUGGCGUGGUUACGACAUAAAUGGGUAUUCGUUCUACACGAAAGAACGAGAUGAAAAGAGCACUAUGCAAAAUAGUGGGGUUUCAGUUGAAGCAGAAUCAAUGCAUUUCUCAAGUGCAAAAGACAAAAACCCGUUAUGUGCCUCUAGCUCUUAUUUUGGGAUUAUUGAAGAGAUAUGGGAGCUUAACUACGUUAAGUUUACUGUGCCUGUUUUCAAAUGUAAAUGGGUGGAUAGUAAUAAUGGUGUGAAAGUUGAUGAGUUAGGAUUUACUUUAGUCGACUUUCGUAAAGUUGGAUACAAGAAUGAACCAUUUAUCAUGGCAAGUCAAGCAAAGCAAGUGUUUUAUGUCAUUGACCCGAGCAACGAAAAUUGUUCAGUUGUCCUCCAUGGGAAACGACAAGUAUCAUAUGAUGAUAAGAAUGACUUGACUAUUGAUGUUUCUGAAUUUCCUUCCACCACAUCAAGGAUUGUUGUUGAAAAUGAAGAAGUUGAACUUGAUGAUGUAUGUGUUGCAAGAAACGAUCAUCAUGAAGGCAUAUGGGAAAACACACCAAUAAAUUAA